CUUAGGAUAGUAAAAUGGCGACUUUUGGUUUGCAGCAGCGGCUCUUGCAGCCUACGGCCGGCGUCCGCCGGUGCCCAGCACCUUUUAGGCCAGUGGUGCCUAGCAGGCUCCAGCGCCUUCAGGAUAUCGUAGUGCAUACUGCUGCAAACUAUGAGCUCGAUGAGGAAGUUGAGAUCAUCGUUAAACCACAGCAAAAUCUGCGGCGCGAGAAGCCUCGCUCCAAGCGCUUCAAGGCGAUGCGGACGAAGACGCCCGGGCGCACGACGGAGAUGGACCCCAAGGAGGCAAUUAAGCUCGUAAAGCAGACAGCUUCCACCAAAUUCACGGAGAGCGUUGAGUUCCACGCCCGUAUGGGCCUGGACCCGAAAUUCGGAGACCAGCAGCUGCGCGCUACGGUGUCGCUGCCCUUCGGCACCGGCAAGGAGCUGCGCGUGGCCGUUCUUACCCAGAGCGACAACGUGCGGCUGGCCAAGGAGGCCGGCGCAGAUGUCGUCGGUGGGGAUGACCUCAUUGAGAAAAUUAGCGGCGGCUUCCUGGAGUUCGAUAAGCUGAUUGCCACCCCGGACAUGAUGCCCAAGGUGGCUAAGCUGGGUCGUGUGCUGGGCCCGCGCGGUCUCAUGCCCAACCCCAAGGCGGGCACGGUCACGACGGACGUGGCGGGGACCGUGAAGGACUUCAAGGGCGGCAAGGUGGAGUACCGGCUGGACAAGACCGGCAACGUGCACGUGCUGUUUGGCCGUGCGGACUUCAAGGAGGAGGACCUGCUCUUCAACCUCAAGGCGGUGCAGGAGUCCAUUGAGUCCAACAAGCCCUCGGGCGCCAAGGGUGUCUACUGGAAGAGCAUGUACGUGUGCAGCACCAUGGGCCCCUCGCUGCGCCUCAACGUGUCGGCGCUGCAGAACACCAAGGGCAAGCCGGAGUGAGCGGGGUAGUGCGCUGCGGUGUGAGGAGCUGUGGGGAGCUGUGGGAAGCUGGGGAGGAGGAGGAGCACAGGGGUGGUCGGCUACAGCAGCCCGGGGAGGAGGAGCCGCAGUGGUAGGAGCGGCAGCAUCGGUGAAGCGGAUCAUGGCCGUGUUAUGGGAGUUGUGGCAGUAAGGGGGUCUUAGCGGCGGGUGGGAGGGGACUCCUGCGUACUUGCAUGGACGGCGGUUAUUGCGUGCUGCAUGCACCAAUUUUGGUUUCUAAUGGCCGCCUGGGCGCAGUGGAUGGGUUGGGGUUUUAAUCGUCCCGGCUUUAGCGGUAUCAUGCUGGGCUGCUAGGUCGUUUUGUUGGGAGGCCUGGCCGUGGUUUUGGUGUAAAGUUUGGUUGAGCAGCAGAGAAGAAGAUAUACGUCGGUGGUGCCCGAUUCCUACUAGGUCGUGUCUAGGCAAGGGGGCGACAGACGUGAGGUUGACACACAUCUUGCUGAGAGCGACAAGAGACAAGAGGUAGUAGUGGAGGGUACAGGUUCACACCUCCUGGCGUCCGACACAUGAGCGAUGAACAUGACCUUGUUUGCAAGUACGAUGAUUUGUAAUGUUUUUGCCCAC
Molecule: messenger RNA, 1529 nt
Organism: Astrephomene gubernaculifera
Lineage: Eukaryota; Viridiplantae; Chlorophyta; Chlorophyceae; Chlamydomonadales; Astrephomenaceae
Source: the annotation of a GenBank genome assembly